Molecule: messenger RNA, 849 nt
Organism: Loxodonta africana (African savanna elephant)
Lineage: Eukaryota; Metazoa; Chordata; Mammalia; Proboscidea; Elephantidae
Gene: PABPN1L
Product: PABPN1 like, cytoplasmic
Exons: 4
Coding region: 124-717 (197 amino acids)
Cellular component (GO): nucleus
Molecular function (GO): poly(A) binding
Source: RefSeq, a predicted model, not a curated record
GUUCAAGUGGGAACAGCUGGCCUGGGAGAGCUUAAGACUCCAGAGGCCUGGCAGGUGCCAGCAGUGGAGGUAAGCAACACGGAGGCCUUGCCCAGACCCUCCUCCUCCUCCUCUCACCUGCUCAUGUGGCCCUUCCCAAGCAGCUCUCUCUUCCCACCCCCCACCGAGGCCUGGCUCCAGAGAGCCACCUCGGACCCUGAGGCCCAGGGAUGGGGGGCCUGGAGUGGGACAGGGAAGCCCCCUCUGGGGCCAGGGCACGGGGAGAAAAAAGAGGAGGAGAAGAAAGAGGAUGCAAAGAAAGAAGACGAGGAAGACGCAAGCUUCCCUCUUUCUAUCUUAGAGAGGGAGAACCUGGCCGAGUGUCCGGCUCCUGACCAGGAGCUGGAGGCCAUCAGACUGAAGCUGUGGGCCAUGGAGCAGGCUGGGGAGCCUCCAGGGCUGCCCAACAUACAGGGUGUCGUCCCAGGAGAGGAAGGCACAGGCAUUAUGCUGGCUGGGGGGCUGCUGAGUCCUGAGACAGGUCUCCCCUUCCCGGAGAGUCCCCAGGAGAAGGAGGAGGUCGACCACAGAUCCAUCUAUGUGGGCAACGUGGACUACGGGGCCACGGCAGAGGAGCUGGAGGCCUACUUCAACCCCUGUGGUGAGAUCCACCGAGUCACCAUCCUGUGUGACAAGUUCUCCGGACACCCCAAGGGGUCAGUAGGGGGUGCAGGCUGAGGGGCUGGGCAGUGCGAGGAGUGGGUGCAGGGCCUGGUUUAGGGCCAGGAUGGCCCAGGGCAGGCCCUCACCCUGCCCCCUUUCCCCUACCCUCCCACUUCCACCCCAGCUACGCCUACAUAGAGUCUGCUG